Habropoda laboriosa is the source of this 1917-nucleotide messenger RNA. Its product is annotated as transcription initiation factor TFIID subunit 6-like. The coding region runs from base 1 to 1917 and encodes 638 amino acids. Gene Ontology annotation, molecular function: RNA polymerase II general transcription initiation factor activity; transcription coactivator activity; protein heterodimerization activity. NCBI's taxonomy places the organism in Eukaryota, Metazoa, Arthropoda, Insecta, Hymenoptera, Apidae. Gene Ontology annotation, biological process: transcription initiation at RNA polymerase II promoter; RNA polymerase II preinitiation complex assembly. Gene Ontology annotation, cellular component: transcription factor TFIID complex; SLIK (SAGA-like) complex; SAGA complex. The record is from RefSeq and is a predicted model, not a curated record. The transcript has 8 exons.
AUGGAAUAUGAUGAUCAAGACACUCUGAAAAUGAAUGAAAGCGAGUCCAUUUAUGGGACCACAUUGUCCCAAGAAUCAAUAAAAGUGAUUGCAGAAAGUAUAGGUGUUGGAAAUUUUCCAGAUGAAGCUGCUAAAGAUCUUGCAGAAGAUGUAAGCUAUAGGCUCAAAGAAAUUAUACAGGAUGCUGCUAAAUUUAUGAGACAUGGCAAACGUCAACGUAUGACAACACAUGAUAUUGAUCAUGCUUUAAAAAUAAAAAAUAUCGAGCCUACAUAUGGUUUUUUUGCCAAAGAUCAUGUACCAUUUCGUUUUGCUUCUGGUGGGGGGCGUGAAUUACAUUUUGUAGAGGAAAAAGAAAUUGAUCUUAAUGAAGUUAUAUCAGUGUCUAGUGGACAAACAUGGCCUAAAUUACCUUUAGAAAUUACAAUACGUGCUCAUUGGCUCUGUAUAGAUGGUGUUCAACCAACAAUACCGGAAAAUCCACCUCCGGUCUCUAAAGAUGUUCAGAAGUUAGAAAGUGUUGAUCCAACGAGUAAACUUACAAACAAGAGUCAGAAUAUUGGUGUUGGGAAACCAGGUGGUGGUGGCAAGAGUCAGAAAUUACGUAAUGUAGAAACUGUUCAUGUCAAACAAUUGGCAACUCAUGAGUUGAGCGUUGAACAACAGUUAUACUACAAAGAAAUUACAGAAGCCUGUGUUGGAUCAGAUGAAGCACGCAGAGCAGAAGCAUUGCAAUCUCUUUCAGCUGAUCCUGGUUUACAUGAGAUGUUAGCACGUAUGUGUACCUUUAUUGCAGAAGGUGUUCGUGUUAAUGUAGUACAAAAUCACCUUGCACUUCUCAUUUAUCUGAUGCGUAUGGUGAAGGCUCUUUUGGACAAUCCCAGCCUUUACUUGGAAAAAUAUUUGCAUGAAUUGAUACCAUCUAUCGCAACGUGUAUAGUUUCGCGCCAACUAUGUAUGAGACCAGAAGUAGACAACCACUGGGCUCUUCGUGAUUUUGCAUCGCGUCUUAUGGCUCAAAUUUGCAAAAAUUUUAACACUUCCACAAAUAAUGUACAAACCAGAGUAACUAGAAUGUUUAGUCAAGCCUUGGCUAAAAAUAGUCAGACUCCAUUGGCGUCACUAUAUGGUGCAAUUGAAGGGCUAUGUGAAUUAGGUCCAGAAGUAAUUAAAGCGUUAGUUAUUCCUAAAAUUAAAUCGAUUUCCGAACGUAUCGAAUCGUGUAUCGAAGGACCAGGUUUGUCGAGCGUGGAUAAAAAUGGAGCAGGACACAUAAAGACUCUACUUGUGAAAUCGGUGGCGCCUGUUUUAAAGACGAUACGAUCUCCACCAGAUUAUGUGGAAGAUUACAAACAAGAUUAUGGUUAUAUAGGUCCUGCAUUAUGUGCAGCUGUUGCAAAGGCUCGGACACAGCCAGCUACUUUAGCAACAACUGCAUCUACAACAACAGCUUUAACAACGAGCCAACAGGGUCCCACAUGCGCUGGAAAAACUAUUGUACAAGCUGUGACGAGCUCUAGUCCUGGGCAACAAACUGGGCGUACAAUUAUGCUUGGUACAAGUAGAACUGCUGGUGGAACUACCACGAGUGGAGGACAGAAAUUCGUUAUUUUACAAUCUCGAUCUCAAACACCAACUGCUACAAAUAUUAAUACUAAUGCGAUACAACAACAACAACCUCAACAACAGCAACAAUCACAACAGCAACAAGUUAAAAUAGCUCAAACCAAUGUUACUCAACAAAAAACGCACAUACAAAGUAAUGCACCAAAAUUGGUGGUUGUUUGUAUGGCUAGUAGUAACCACGGGACCACUACAGUAACACAGGGAAAUAUAACAAAGGCACAGAACGUGUUUGUUACCCAGCAGAACGUUGAGUGUUCAUUGAGUCCAGAAGAAGAGCAUUCUUUCCAGUGA